AUGGAAUCGCAGGAAUCGCAGAUCCAUGGUCUCGCGUGGGAGAAAGAACUCUUUGGUUCCGAACCUCGAUGGACUCUUCAACCUGGAAUUGGGGCUAUAAAGCAGACAGUACAGUCGCUUCGGCCAUCAGGCACAGUCGAAGUGAAUUUCCUCGCCCAGGGCGGAUUCAACAAGGUCUACGAUGUCAGCAUAGACGAUGAAGUGUUUAUCAUGCGGAUCGCAUUGCCUGUCGAUCCACAUUAUAAAACCACGAGUGAAGUGGCAACAAUGGAUUGGGUACGCCGUAUCACAAAUCUCCCAAUCCCAAGAGUUAUCACCUACCAAGCUUCUCGAGACAAUCUGAUUGGAUUUGAAUGGAUCCUCAUGACCAAAAUGCCUUUAAAGCCCUUCGCUGAUUUUUACCGCUCUCUUCCCUUCGCUGCGAAGGAAAGCCUAGUUAGGAAGCUUGCAGUGAUGUCGGCUUGCCUUUUUCGAAAUCAAUUACGCGGAAUUGGAAAUAUCUAUGGGGAAUCCUCCGUCGAUGAACAUUCAUCAUCGAGUGAGCAAAUCCCGCCGCCUAGAGAGCUGGUCGAUACCAAAAUAUCAAUCCGCGCAAAGCAAUCCGGCUCAGAUGAUGGUAGCGCACCCAUGAGGAAGAACUCGGGAGCUCCUCUAUUUAAUCUACCCGAUAGAGUUUCUUCAGAAAGAGAUUUACCUAAUGUUGGCCGGAUUGUUUCUAUGCAGUUUUUCUGGCGUACACACAUUCACCAAGAUGCCCACCGGGGCCCAUUCCGCUCAAGUAAGGACUGGAUCACAGCUCACCUUUUAUUCAAUGAAAAUGACUGUUAUUCGGCCCUGGACAAAAGUUCAGCUGGAGACCUUGAUAGUGACGACGAGGAAGAAGUGGAGGACGCUACAAGGACGCUACCAAUAAUCGGCAAACUCAGGUCUCUCCUUCCUCUAGUCUUUCCAACGGAUGAUGAUGAUAUGAUGAUUCAGAACCUUCAAUGA
Molecule: messenger RNA, 990 nt
Organism: Penicillium psychrosexuale
Lineage: Eukaryota; Fungi; Ascomycota; Eurotiomycetes; Eurotiales; Aspergillaceae
Product: Aminoglycoside phosphotransferase
Exons: 1
Coding region: 1-990 (329 amino acids)
Cellular component (GO): mitochondrion
Source: RefSeq, a predicted model, not a curated record